Molecule: messenger RNA, 3384 nt
Organism: Sesamum indicum (sesame)
Lineage: Eukaryota; Viridiplantae; Streptophyta; Magnoliopsida; Lamiales; Pedaliaceae
Product: lipase class 3 family protein
Biological process (GO): lipid metabolic process
Source: RefSeq, a predicted model, not a curated record
CAUAUACCCUUCACAUUCCAUUCCAACACCAAAAUAGGCCAAAAACCCCGCGUGCCACCAGAUAACCGCCAGAUCCUCCUCCCCUCCCUCCCGCAAGUCCUGGCUAAUUCCAAUUAGGGUUUUGCAGAUUGCAUUUGCAUGGGUAAUGGAGACGCUGCAGAGGAGAGUGGAGACAUGGAUCAGAGAUCAGCGGACCAAAAUCCUCAGAGUGACGUGGCCGCCGCCUUGGAGGAUGGCCGUGAAGUGGCCGUGGCCCAACGGCCGCCGCCAACAGCAGAAGAAGAUUCAGGAAGAGUUGGAGGCCAGGAAGAAGCAAUUGCAGGAGUUGUGUAACGCCGUCAAGGCGGAGACGCUCUCCGAUUUGCAGGAAAUUCUCUGUUGCAUGGUCCUCGCAGAGUGUGUCUACAAGAGACCUGCUGCUGAGAUGGUUCGAGCAGCGAACAAAUUUAAGGCUGAUUUUGGAGGGCAAGUAGUUUCUCUGGAGCGGGUCCAGCCAUCUUCGGAUCAUGUUCCACACAGGUAUCUAUUAGCUGAAGCAGGAGAUACAUUAUUUGCUUCCUUCAUUGGGACUAAGCAAUACAAGGAUGUCAUGGCUGAUGCAAAUAUAUUUCAAGGUGCCAUAUUCCACGAUAAUGCAAUGGCAGAAGGUAGUGAGACUGAAUCUGCAGAAUCUGGCAGUCAUGAUGAUGGGGGGAAUGGCUCGAGACACAUGGAAAGCAACCCUACACAAACAAAAUUUACAGCUAGGCCUGCGGUCCAUCGGGGAUUUAUGUCUCGCGCUAAAGGAAUACCUGCACUGGAGUUAUACAGGCUAGCACAGAAAAAGAGACGAAAACUUGUGUUAUGUGGACAUUCACUUGGUGGUGCAGUAGCAGUGUUGGCCACCCUUGCGAUUUUGAGAGUUAUCGCUGUUACCUCGAAAGAAACUGAAAGGGUCCAGGUGAAGUGUAUCACGUUCUCCCAGCCUCCAGUAGGAAAUGCAGCGCUUAGAGACUAUGUUAAUGGAAAAGGAUGGCAGCAGUAUUUUAGAACCUAUUGCAUUCCUGAAGACUUGGUGCCUCGAAUAUUAUCUCCAGCAUAUUUUCAUCAUUACAACUCUCAGAACCCCUUGGGUCCUAAUGUUGAAACUUCACCAUCAGUGUCAAAAUAUAGGGAAGGAAUGGAGAAGCAGAAGCCAGAAGUAUUGAAAGAGAGUGAAGGAGAGCAAUUGGUUUUGGGUCUAGGUCCUGUGCAGAACUCAUUUUGGAGACUUUCAAGACUUGUUCCAAUAGAAGGUGUUAGAAGACAGAUCUAUAAAUAUUCAGGGAGAAAAGUUGAUCCAGUUGAAACUUCUGUUUUUACUGAUUCUGCUGCAACAUCAUCAAUUGAUGAUAUAGUUACCGCUCCCCAGUCUCUGGAAAUUGAAGAGGGUUCUGAUGGCAUUUCUCUCCGGCCUUUACCUGAAAAGAAUGGCGAGAUUUCUGCAGGAGUGAAAAAUGAAAAAUCAUCUGGAGAUAGUACCAAUGGCAGUGGGAACAAGAGGGUAUGGCGCCGCAUGCCUUCCUUACCUUCAUAUGUACCUUUUGGCCAGCUUUAUCUUUUGGGAAAUUCAUCAGUGGAAUCAUUAUCUGGUUCAGAAUACUCAAAAUUGACGUCGGUUAGAUCUGUAAUUGCUGAAGUAAAAGAGCGUUUUCAAUCACAUUCAAUGAAGUCGUACAGGUCCCGGUUUCAAAGAAUAUAUGAACUCUACAUGAAAGAAAAUGCAUUUUCGUUCUUGGGGCGAGAGCAAGAGCUGCAAUUCCCACAAUUACAAAAAUGGAUGGGAAUUUCAGUCGCUGGUACAGUGGAACUUGGGCAUAUUGUUGAAUCUCCAAUUAUUCGCACAGCUACUUCUUUGGUUCCCCUUGGAUGGACUGGUAUUCCAUGUGAGAAGAAUGGAGACCCUCUUAAAGUAGACAUUUCUGGUUUUGGAUUACAUCUAUGUACAUUGGUUCAAGCUCGAGUAAAUGGGAAAUGGUGCACAACUACUGUGGAAUCUUUUCCUUCUCCGGCGCUAUACUCUCAGCAGCAUGAAUUGCAACCAGAGAUGCAGAAGAUGCGAAUACGGGUUGGUGCUCCAUUGAGACGACCACCUAAACAUCAAAUACUGGAGGAUGGCUUGAUGCCUGCAUUUCUCUCAAUUGAUCAGAGUUCUGUUGAUCUGAAGUUGAAACAGAAUAAGUCUACAGAAGUGGUGGAUAACUUCGUCAAUCCUGAUGGUCUAAGUGAUUUUGUAGUAUUUUGUACAACUGAUUUUUCAACUGUCGCAAAAGAGGUUCAUGUUAGAACCCGUAGGGUGAGACUAAUUGGCCUUGAGGGUGCUGGUAAAACCUCUCUUCUUAAGGCAAUUUUGGAUCAAGGAAGAACUAAUGGCAUUUCAAAUGUCGAGACUUUCCCUAUGGAUGUUGACAUUCGAGAAGGUAUUGCCGGUGGUUUGCUCUAUUCAGAUUCCACAGGAGUAAAUUUACAGAAUUUGAGUAUGGAGGCCUCUCGUUUCAGGGAUGAAUUGUGGAAGGGAAUACGUGAUCUUAGCCAGAAAAUAGACUUGGUGGUUCUUGUGCAUAACUUGUCCCACCGGAUACCUCGAUAUGGUCAGUCGAAUACAUCUCAACCACCAGCUCUUUCACUACUCUUAGACGAAGCUAAGUCUCUAGGUGUUCCUUGGGUUCUUGCCAUAACGAACAAGUUCUCUGUUAGUGCACACCAGCAAAAGGUAGCUAUAAAUGCUGUACUGCAGGCAUAUCAGGCAUCUCCCAGCUUAACUGAGGUUAUCAAUUCAUGCCCAUAUGUUAUGCCCAGUGCUGUUGGUGAUUCUCUGUCAUGGCGCACAACAAACACAGUCCCAGAUGGAACAAACAGUAGUCAAAAGCUCAUUUUUGCUCCUCUCAAUCUUGUAAGGAGGCCUUUCCAAAGGAAACCAGCUGUUCUCCCCGUAGAGGGUGUAACAGCUCUCUGUCAACUUGUCCAUGGUGUGCUUCGCAGUAAUGAGGAAGCUGCUUUGCAGGAGCUUGCCAGGGAUAGGAUUUUCCUCGAAUUGGCAAGGGAACGUGCGGCUGCUGGAGAUGCAAAUCGAGAUGCUGCAGCUAAAUCGAAUUCUGUGACUGCAGCAACUGUCGGUGCCUCUGUUGGGGCAGGAGUUGGGAUCAUAUUGGCAGUUGUCAUGGGAGCAGCGUCGGCCUUGAGGAAGCCAUGAAAAUCCCUGCUUGAGGUCUGGUUACUUAUCAAUACUAUGAUCUAUGUAGAUAUUUUAACAUGAAUAAUAUAUGUAAAAAUGCUCGUAGAUUAUUUUUUUAAUUAUCGGAUGAGUGUGCAGCCUUGUGGUUUUGAUUGACCCAAUGUCAAUUUUAAUUCAUUUAUCACUCGUCA